CACAAAUUCACAUUAUUCUUCUUGAAAAAAAAUUUAAUCUUUAAAAAGGAAAAAUUGAAAGAAUCACAUUUAUGUUAUAGUUUAGCUUACUUUAUACACCAAACUUAGUAAAGUUAGAGAGAGAAACAAGUUGAUCUGAUCAUCAGAAACCAUGAACAUGGCGUGUGUGAGCGUAGGAAUUGGGAUUCCAAAACCAUCAUUUAUCCACCCAAAACCAUGGAAAUCUGUAGCAAUUUCCCCAAUUACAAGAAGAGCAGAUCUCAGAAUUGCAAAAUCAUCAACAUCAUCAUCAUCAGGAGGAGUCGAAGAAGAAGAAGAAGAGAAAAAACUGAUAAAAUUCGAAGGGACUCGGAGGAGAGAGAAAGAGCUAACAGAGAUGAUCCAGAAGAAGAUUCGAGAAGCUGAAGAGGUUUGUAGCCAAGACAAAACAUCCGACGGCUGUAAAGUGGCGUGGGAUGAAGUUGAAGAAAUCAGCGCCGCUAAAUCUCAUCUUCGUCUUCAAUUGAUGCAUUCCGGUGAUCCUCUUCAGAGUUUUUGUCAGGAACAUCCUGAAACUGAAGAAUGCCGCACUUACCAGGAUUAGUUUGUACGGACUGUUCAUUAAUUGGAAUUACGGUUUAAGUUUGAUAUCCGUUAUGUGUCUCUCUCUACUGUAAAAUGUAACGCUGUUUUUAUUAAUUGUAAUCAACAACAUCUCUUUUUCUGUUAA
This is a messenger RNA of Chenopodium quinoa (quinoa), 709 nucleotides long. RefSeq names its product calvin cycle protein CP12-3, chloroplastic-like. The record is from RefSeq and is a predicted model, not a curated record. Gene Ontology annotation, biological process: negative regulation of reductive pentose-phosphate cycle. NCBI's taxonomy places the organism in Eukaryota, Viridiplantae, Streptophyta, Magnoliopsida, Caryophyllales, Amaranthaceae. The transcript has a single exon. The coding region runs from base 152 to 583 and encodes 143 amino acids. Gene Ontology annotation, cellular component: chloroplast.